Molecule: messenger RNA, 1935 nt
Organism: Pocillopora verrucosa
Lineage: Eukaryota; Metazoa; Cnidaria; Anthozoa; Scleractinia; Pocilloporidae
Product: putative diacyglycerol O-acyltransferase Mb3154c
Biological process (GO): triglyceride biosynthetic process
Cellular component (GO): plasma membrane
Molecular function (GO): diacylglycerol O-acyltransferase activity
Source: RefSeq, a predicted model, not a curated record
ACAUAUUCUGUGGCCGGGCAGAAAGUGAUAAGAAACCUCUAUUCUUUUAUCUCGUCACUGAGAUAAACUGCAUGCAAAAUGAAGGUAGACUGCAUAAGUACUUCGCCCACCACUUCGCAAGCUGCUCUCGUCUGCGGACAUUUCCCGUCGAUCUCAUGCAAACCGUUUCAAGUCCCUGAAGAGAAGCGAGAAGGAAAUGAGGAAAAAUUCAAAGCCUUUGUUUUACCAUAUCACAAGCGUUUCAAAGGUUUAAACCUUGUAAUGGCCAUCGCAGUUGCUGCUGUAAUUUACCAGCUGGAGUGCGCAGUAACAUGCCUUCUGUUCUGUCUAGUUAUACCGUUUUUGCUGGUUGGGUUAGCGAUUUUAAAAUUAGCAAAAUACAUCGUGGAAAGUUACAUCGCCUUCAAAUGGAAUUGCAUUCCUUUUCGUGAAGAUGAUGCCGUCUGGCAGCAGGACCGAGAGACAAACCGUCAUAUCAUCAACGCUCUGAUGAUUAUUGAAGGUUUGCCAGACAUCGAGAAACUCCGCAGAAUUAUUUACGAACGGCUUGUUUACGGAAUAGAUGAAAGGGGUGAACGGAUUUGCCCACGGCUCACGCAAGUCAUACAAAAACAUUUCGGAUACUUCGUUUGGAAGGAAGAUGAGAAUUUCGAAAUGGAAAACCAGGUUUUGAAUUGGAAAGGAGAUAACCCAAAGUCUAUGGAAGAUCUGGAAGUAGUUGUAUCUGAACUCUGUUCGAGUCCUUUACCUCAGAGCCUGUCUCCCUGGCAAUUUAUUGUGGUGCCGAUAGUCGAGGAAGACAGCUUUGGCCUGUUACUUCGUGUUCAUCACAGUGUUGCUGAUGGAGUUGCUUUGACGAGAGUGUUUGUUAAAAAUCUUUACGAUGUACCACCACAAGGACCUGAACCAAAGAAGUUCUCUACUAAACAAAGAUUUUACAUGUGGUGUAAAGCUAUUCUUGUUGGUCCGUUGACGGUACUCAUUAAGUUUUUUUCCAGAGCGGACCACUCUUGUAUUCACGGUCAAGACCUUUCUGGCAAGAAAUUUGUGGCUUGGUCCAAGAACAUUGACUUAUCGCUUGUCAAACGAGUCAAGACUGUGGCUGGUACUACAGUAAAUGACGUGAUGGUGUCCUGUUUAGCAGGAGCUUUGAAUGAUUACCUUCACAGCCAACCCAACAGUGAUGCUGUCAAACUCGACGAUAUGUGGGCCUCAGUGCCGGUAGAUAUUCGGGCAUCGACACAAUCAGUCAAGCUCAAGAAUAAAUUUGCCUUGGUAUUCCUGCGGCUCCCGAUUGUGGCCAAAAACGCAUUAGACAGACUCCUUGCGACCAAACAACGCAUGGAUAUUAUCAAGGCAUCUGCCGAGCCUCUAGUGACAGCUACAACGGUACAGAUGUUAAUGAUGUUGCCUGAAUGUGUGUCCAAGCCACUCAUCGAUUUCUUUUCCAGGAAGAUGUCGUGUGUCCUAAGCAAUGUACCUGGACCUCAGCACACUUUAUACCUGGGAGGUCAGAAAAUUACUCAGGGAAUUUUCUGGGUCCCUAUGAGAGCAAAUAUUGGUGUGGGGUUAUCUAUAUUUAGCUACAACGGGGAAAUUCGCGUCGGAGUUUAUGCGGAUGAAUGCGUUCUUCCAAAACCCAGAGAAGUAGUACAGGAAUUUGAAAAAAACUUCUGUAAAUUAGUAAAUGAGUUAAAUAUAAAUGAAAAUGACGAACCAUGAUCAAUGACGAAGCAAACAAAAUAAUACAACUGAGGGUUAGUUCAAUUAUUCAGUGUUUAUUUGACAGAAAAGGUAAAUUGAAAUUAAGUGAAAAUGGAUUGUAUUAUAAUUAUAUCAACAUUAGAGUUAAGCUCAGAUCUGAGUGAAGCUCAAGGAUUUUAGAUAAAAGGUGAUAAGCUUAAAACUUGACAAAAAAAAAAGAAAGAAAGAAAA